Molecule: messenger RNA, 5818 nt
Organism: Dermacentor andersoni
Lineage: Eukaryota; Metazoa; Arthropoda; Arachnida; Ixodida; Ixodidae
Source: RefSeq, a predicted model, not a curated record
UUACAAAUUCAGUUUGGUCAAUUUGCCUCAGUUUAAAAGUUGCAGUGUUUGUUGAAUGCAUGUGCCUUUUCAAUUUUUGGUGAUGUUUUAAUUCUUGCACUUGUAAGAUGUAAUCUUUCGGCACCUUUAGCAUUUGAUUGUGUCUUGUGCUCCAAGGCAAGUUGAGUGAUCGCACUUGCAAGUUUACUUAUUACAGGCAAUAGGUCUUAAUUACACCACUGUUUGAAGAAACAAAUUCACUGAACUUGGCUGCCGUAACUCGAAACUAAGCAAUCACACAUAACGUAUUUCCCAGUCUAUAAGUUGUUUUUCUUUUGGAAAUUUUCGUUGGUGUGUCUUAUACACCGGUGCAACUUGUAUAUGGCACUUUCCUGUUUCUUUCCUGUUUUUUUUUUUUGAAGUAAACAGUUGUCAAAAUUGUAUUGGAUGCUAUGGCCUCCAGUGACUCACUGGGUUGACCUCCUCUGGCAGUUUGUACAGGUUGUAUGCGCGCUAUGGCGGGUACCGGGUUCUUUUUGUGAUAGAGUUGGGAAAGCACACUGUGCGAGAAGGAUGGAGCAGCAACAUGAGUGAUGGAAGUCCACAAGUCAACCGACUCCGAAGUCGUCGCAUCUGCAGAUCACUUUCAAGAUACGCGCAUGUCGUUGCACAAUCUACACAGUUGCUACCACAGUACAUGCCUUCCUCCUCUGUCCGCUUUCCUGCUUUCCACCUUUGUGCACGAUGCGACUCACUGUCGCACACUUUCAGUCGCACAUACAGCAUAGAUAGCGCACAGGGACGAUGUUAUUGCCCUUGGACUUCAUACGGUAGAUCGCAGCGACCAUGAUGGCAGAAAUACGUAAAAUAUCAUGCUUGCGCAUGACCUGCAUUCAGGAAGUGAAAUGUCAUCAUAUUGUUUUUUUAUUUAAGUUGCUUACCAACUGAACUGGUGCAUCUUAUACACUGGUGCAACUCAUACACUAUUUUGUUAAGAAAAACUGCCGUUUUGAGGGGGGUGCGAUUUAUAGAAAAGUGACUUAUACAUUGGAAAAUUCAUAUUCAGCAAAUGUUUGGUCUAAUCUGAAAUUACAAUCGGUAUUUCUUCAGUGAAGAAAAAAGCAAUUGUCAGUAUUAGUACGUUGUGUUUUUUCAUUGGCAUUUCAUAAUUACAAUUUUGUUUUCAAAUCAAAAGCAUUACUAUGGUAACCUGUUCUAAUUUGUUUUUGCAGCAUCGAGGCCUUCCAGCUGUCAAGCUGCAAUUACGAAAAGUGACAAGUCACCUAAGGGACGCCGUCACCACUGUAACUUCUGUGACUAUAAGACUGAUAGUAUGUGUCAUCUGAAAGCACACACCAUCGUCCAUACAGGCGAGCGGUCAUUCGAAUGCCAUUUGUGCCCUCAGAGAUUCUCAGUAAGGAGUCGUCUCAAUGUGCACUUGCGUACUCACACAGGCGAGAGGCCAUUUCAGUGCCCUUCAUGCCUUCGGAGCUUCCAACAAAAGACUCAUCUCAAUGUACACCUCCGCAUUCACACAGGCGAGAGGCCAUUUCAGUGCCCUUCAUGCCCUCGGAGCUUCUCACUUAAGUGCACUCUUACUGAUCACCUGCGUAUCCACACAGGCGAGAGGCCAUUUCAGUGCCCUUCAUGCCCUCGGAGCUUCUCACUUAAGCGCACUCUUACUGAUCACCUGCGUAUCCACACAGGCGAGAGGCCAUUUCAGUGCCCUUCAUGCCCUCGGAGCUUCUCACUUAAGCACACUCUUACUGGUCACCUGCAUAUCCACACAGGCGAGAGGCCAUUUCAGUGCCCUUCAUGCCCUCAGAGCUUCUCGCUAAAGUGCACUCUGAGAGAUCAUCUCCGCACUCACACAGGUGAGAGGCCAUUUCAGUGCCACUUAUGCCAUAAGACCUUUGCAUGUAGAAGCAACCUAACUAAGCACCUGAGGCGUCACAAGGGCAAGUGACCCUUUCAAUGCUACCUCUGCUUUGAGAUCUUUUUUGGAAACAGCACAUUUUCUCAUUCAAGAGCGCUUUGCAAGUGUUAAAGAGGUUGUGUUAGACAAAUAUCAAGCUGUGGGAUGCCUUCAUCAUUGCUACUUGAGUAUUUUUAUGCAUCUAGUAAACCUUUACAAUGCAAACUAUGCUGCCAGUAUGCGUGCAUAGCUUCAUGCUAGUCCGUGGUAGUGCUUGUUUAUGCAUGCGUCGAGUUUUACUUGAUUCUAUUUGUUUGCCUGAUUUUGAUGGGUGGCUAUUAAGAAACAACUGCCACAAAAUAAACAAUCCUUGCUCUGGUAGCCUACGUUUGCUGUGUCUUGGAUACUGCGUUCUCAGCCCUCAGGCAUGGUGUAGCAAUGGCAGUGAGAAAUGUACAAACAUUUUGAAAAGCAAGGGCUUUGCUGCUUGAGCAGGGUCAUAAGAAAUACCACAUUUGACGACGGCAAGGACAUUAAGUGGACUUCAUACAUCAUUCGCAUGGAGUUCUACUUCAAAGGUAACAGUAUUGCAAAUCAUGCCCUGAAGAGAAUGCUUCUUGUCUCGGCUCUCAAAUCAAAGUGAACUGAAGUCCUCAUUGGGUGAUGUUCUUGUAAGGUGAACUAGUUCACGUGCAAAGAGGCUGUUGAAAAAUUAUGCAAGGCUUUUAAGAGCUCAAGCCCAGUGAUAUUGCGGAAAGCUUCAGAUAUCUUACUUGUGUCCAAAAUGAAGACAAAUCCCAGCAAUCUACUGUCAUGCUCCAACGACAAGCUGACAAAUCCAACUUUGGGGACAUGUUGGACUUAAUGCUAUGGGACAAGAUUGUAUGUGGAAUCCGGAACAAUAUGUUACAGGAAGCAAUGGUUUCUCUUGGGAGCUUGACGUUGAAGGAAGCUGAGAGAAUGGUGCUGGCAGUAGGAGUUGUGGGUAAAGCCACCAUGCUCGUGAAGACUGUUGAUGUCAAGACCGAACCAAACUGCAUAAGCUGAUAGGCAACCAGCACGAAGCACAAAUAGGCAAGAAAGUAAAGAGUGGAGAAGGAACGGAAACAAAACACUCUGAACAAGCUUGCAAGUUCAAGAAUGCAAAGCGCUUCGAGUUUGACAGGAAGGGGAUUGUAAUCUGUGUAGGCUAAGUGGCAAGAAUUGGAACACCUUCGCUUUAAUUGGAAACCUGAACAGAAUCGAGGCGUGUUCUUCUCAGCUGUUCGUUAUUGCCAAAAGCCAAGCAUCGGUGCUGAAUAACGAAUUUAUACGUCCCGUGCAGCACAUGUUCUUCUGUGGAGGCAUGAAUGAAAAUAAACUUUGGUGCACCAUUAUGUGUCAUUCCCUGUGAUGUCUACAGUACACACUGCUCAAUGUUGUCUGAAACCCAGAAGACAGACUUGAGGUUAUCCUGCUUCCGGGGACUUUGGCUAUCGCUGGAAAGUUUACGCUUACAGUUUCCUGCAAUUGCAAGAUGCUGCCUCUAUGACCAUAAUUUAUCAUUCACGGCCAUGUUUAUGUGGUCACAACCUCACUCGAGCCAUAAACAGAGCAGGUGCUACAGUCCAGCUCCUGAGCAGUACCAGCGGACGAGAUGACAAGGACCUCGAAGAAAUGCUGUAUCAAAAUGUCUUCCUGCCAGAACAAGGCCUGUUCAAGGCUCUGCUCGUUCUCUUCUAUGUCAAAGGAGAAGCCGUUUCAAACUUCUAACACCGUCAAGGUGAGACCACUUUUGUAUGCAAUGUGAAACAAGGUGACUGAAAAGUUGGAAAGGCUAGUGAAAUCAGGUGUGCUUUCUCCUGUCGCUCACUGAGAAUGGGCUAUGCCAAUUGUGCCAGUGCUCAAGAGAGACGGAUCUGUGGCAACUACAAGCUAACUCUGAAUGCAGCAUGCGUCACUGAACAGAAUCUGCUUCCAGUCAUCGAUGGUAUUUUUGCUGCAGUGCGCAAGGGAUUGUAAUCACCUGUGAAACAAGGUGACUGAAAAGUUGGAAAGGCUAGUGAAAUCAGGUGUGCUUUCUCCUGUCGCUCACUGAGAAGGGGCUAUGCCAAUUGUGCCAGUGCGCAAGAGAGACGGAUCUGUGGCAACUACAAGCUAACUCUGAAUGCAGCAUGCGUCACUGAACAGAAUCUGCUUCCAGUCAUCGAUGGUAUUUUUGCUGCAGUGCGCAAGGGAGACGUCUACAGCACUGUAGACUUGCAUGAUGCCUAUGACCACAUUCCAUUGGAUGAAAAGGGAAAGAAGUUGAUGACCAUCAAUACCCACAAAGGGUUGCUUUCCUUCAACCACCCAACUUAUGGAGUGUCAUUCGCUCCAGCUAUGUUUCAGUACACCAUGGAAAAUAUGUUUGGCAUUCCAACAGGCGUACAAGCAUAUAUGGAUGACUUCCUGGUGGUGGAAGAGAAACUCAACAGUGGAUGAAUCUCAAGGCAGUGCUCCAGCAUUUCUGUGAAUGUGGCAUCAAAAUGUGCAAGGAUAAGUGUUCCUUCAUGAAGCCGAAGGUAUUGUAUCUGGGACACAAGAUCACCAGCUAUGGACUUCAUCCAGUGGAAGCUGUGAUGAAAGCGCCAAGUCAGAAAAGUGUGAGCAAGCUGCAUUCAUAGAUUGGUCUGCUCAAUUAUAGCAAUUUGCUGCUUUGCAUGGCAAUGAUCCUGGCUUCGUUGUGGAACCUUCUGAGAAAGGAUUACCAUUUGAAAUGCUCAUCAAAGCAGCAACAGUCCUUGGAACAAUCUAAGGAAGCCCUUCAAAAUGUCAGAAUGCUCACGCAUUUUGAUCCAACCAAGUCACUGCCCUUCGAGUGUGACACGUUUCCACAUAUAUAGGAGCAGUGCCCCAUCGUGUGAAGCCUCUAAAGAAAAAUGAAAAGUAGCUCCAUGCUUUGAAGAUGGCUGCCGUCCUGCCCCCUGCGCUUUCCCUUAAUGCUCGGCCCUCCCAUUGGCCGAAUGUCAUGCGCUCACUCGUGCUUUUUUCUUGCUUGUUGUUUGCUUGUGCCACCAUUGCGGUGCCAAACACAGUGAGCGGCGUAACCAUGCGGCACAUUUCGCGCCUCCUUCGUGCUUUUGUAGCAUAGUUCCAUGUUCAUGAUGCCGCAUUGCUGUGCCUUUAGGUGCAGCACAAGUGAAAGGGACCACAAGCGACUAUUUUGUAUUCCAUCUGCCAAGCGAGAUUCGGCACGGAGGAACGUCUGGCUUCAAAGAAUCAGCCGGGAUUGUGAGCAUGGAAGACUUCCAGCUAUCAAGCUGCAACUAUGAAAGGUGACAAGUCACAUCAGGGAUGCCGCCACCACUGUAACUUCUGUGACUAUAAGACUGAUAAUGUAUGUCAUCUGAAAAGACACAACAUGCUUCAUACAGGCGAGCGGCCGUUUGAAUGCCAUUUGUGCCCUCAGAGAUUCACACGAAAGUACAAUCUCAAGGUACACCUGCGCACUCACAAUGGGGAGAGGCCAUUUCAGUGCCCUUCAUGCCCCCAGGCCUUUGCACAUAAUACCAGCCUAUAUAGGCACCUGAGCCAUCACAAGGGCAAGUGACCCUUUCAAUGCUAGUUCUGCUUUCAGAGCGUUUUUGUAAACAGCACAUUUUUCUUGUCAUUCUACAACACUUUGCAAAUGUUAAAGAAGUUGUGUAAGACAAAUAUCAAGCUGUGGGUCUAGUAUCAAAGGUAUGCCUUCAUCAUUACCACGUGAGUAUUCUUAUACAUGUAAUAAACUUCUGCAAUGUUGACUGUGCUGUUAGUGUGCAUGCAUAGCUUCAUGCUAUUCUGUGAUAGCACUUGCUUAUGCAUGCACCGAGUUUACUUGAUUGUAUUUGUUUGUCUGAUUUUGAUGGGUGGCUAUUAAGAGGCAACUGCCAUAAAAUAAACGAUCCUUGAUCUAGCAGCCUA